AGAUGAGGCAAGCUAAGGCUCUCUAUCGGGUUUCCCCAUGCACGUAAUGAAUGGGGCGCACUGCCAUCGGUCCAACGAGGUCGCGAGACACUCCCGUGACGUGCCUACCAGCCCCUCAGCCUCAUCCUCGUACCCUUUGUCUCCGUAGAUUUCAUCUCUUCCCAUCACUCCGCCUUGCCAGCACCAUCGCCCACAGCGCUUGGUGUCAUCUAUCGCAAUGGCGUCUCAAGGCCUUAUUCCGUUUCUCGUAGCCAUGAUGCUACUGACAGGUGUUUGUAAUACCCUGUUGACCAAGUACCAAGACAACCAAUGCGUCCGCAACUGUGGCCCCGAUGACAAACCGAGCGACAGAGUCUUCUUCGAACAGCCCGUUCUUCAAACGGCACAGAUGUUCAUCGGCGAGAUGGGUUGCUGGCUCGUCGUCGGCCUGAUGGCUCUCUGGCGCCGAGUCUCAAGUUCUGGCACCCCGACCGAACAAGGUUACGAGGCUGUCAACACCAACGAAACGUCGGACCCGACGGCCGAGGAGGACAAUGACAGAACGAAGCUACUGCGCUCGUCCAAAGGAUCUCUUCUGAAGGGCUACCGAGUAUUGCUUCUGGCGCUGCCUGCCAUCUGUGAUAUUUGCGGCACCACCCUCAUGAAUGCCGGCCUUCUCAUGGUUGCCGCCUCCAUUUACCAGAUGACUAGAGGCGCUCUGGUCCUUUUCGUCGGCCUGUUCAGUGUCAUGUUCCUCGGCCGCCGCCUCUGGCUCUUCCAGUGGAUCUCCCUGCUCGGUGUGGUCCUUGGUGUCGCCGUUGUAGGCUUAGCGGGUGUCAUUUCGCCCGACAAGAAGCCAGAGUCGCCACACCAAGAUGAGUCAGAAACUGAGGCUGGCCUCUCGGAUGCCGUGAGGGCUAUUGUCGGCGUCCUCCUCAUCGCAGGUGCUCAAAUAUUUACCGCUACACAGUUCGUUCUCGAAGAAUGGAUCCUGGAGAAUUCUCCCAUCGAACCCAUCAGAGUAGUUGGUUGGGAGGGUAUCUUUGGAUUUACUGUCACCCUCCUCGCUAUGGUGGUUCUACACUUGUCGAUUGGGAUCACGGAUGCAGGAAGAUAUGGCACUUUUGACAUUGUUGAGGGAUGGCGUCAGGUUACGGAAAAUAAGCAGGUAUUGAUGUCGAGCAUUCUCAUCAUGAUCAGCAUCGGUGGUUUCAACUUCUUUGGACUAUCAGUGACCCGGAGUGUCAGCGCUACCUCGAGGUCUACUAUUGACACCUGCAGAACUCUCUUCAUCUGGAUUGUGUCGCUCGGUUUGGGUUGGGAGUCGUUCAAAUGGCUCCAGAUUCUCGGCUUCGCCCUGCUGGUUUACUUUACCUUUGUUUUCAAUGGCAUCGUUCAACCCCCUCUUAAGAGCCUGCGGGUUGACGAGGAAAUUGAGGAACUUUUGCCCGAGGAGCCUAUCGAGCAUCGGUGAUACACAGAGGCUCGCAUGGAUGGACAUAGGGAUGGAGUUGUCUGGCGAUGGACGGUUGGUUACUUCACUGGAGAGGCGCACUGGGAGUUUGGCACUGUUUUUAUGUAGAUUGUGACU
Molecule: messenger RNA, 1570 nt
Organism: Ilyonectria robusta
Lineage: Eukaryota; Fungi; Ascomycota; Sordariomycetes; Hypocreales; Nectriaceae
Exons: 3
Coding region: 218-1453 (411 amino acids)
Biological process (GO): pyrimidine nucleotide-sugar transmembrane transport
Cellular component (GO): intracellular membrane-bounded organelle; Golgi membrane
Molecular function (GO): pyrimidine nucleotide-sugar transmembrane transporter activity
Source: RefSeq, a predicted model, not a curated record